CUGCUUCAUCAAAUUAUCGUUGCAUGUUGUAAAAUCUACACAAAUUGCGGAUUUUUCUUCAAAGUUAUUUGAAAGAGCUUGGUUUGUUUUUCCCUGCCAAAGAUGUUAAUUGAUGCAUCGACACCGACCACCGACAUCAUAAAUGGGACAGUACUUCCAGAUCGUGUCUCACCGACGGACAUCGAUGGCUACGGAUCGGAUGUCGGCUGGGUCUUGCCGGCCUACAUCAUCAUCAUGACAAAUAUAUCCAUCGCCGUCCAAAUCAUCCUCUUGAUAGUUAUAUUCUUCGGAAACACCUUGGUCGUCAUCCUUGUCACGAAGAACGAACAGCUAUGGACGAUGUCGAACUUUUUCGUGGUCAGCCUCGCGUUCGCCGACGUCCUCGUUUCGCUAUCGAUGAUUCCUGGUGUAUAUCUGACUCUAAAUCCGACAUUCGCGAGCGGCGUGUAUACAUGCUUGUUAGUGUGGUGCCCGAUUAUAUUCUCGACCAGCAUUUCGUGUCUUUCGCUCACCCUCAUCACCAUCGAUCGCUACGUCAAAGUGGCCCACCCCUACAUCUACCGCACCAUUGCGACCGAGCGCGGGGCCGCCAUCGCCAUCACCAGUAUGUGGGUCUACAGCAUCAUCAUCUCGAUGGUGCUGCCUUUCGCGGGGAUCCACUCCCUCAUCCCAGGGCAGGUAUUUUGCUUCGAGUUCGGCGCCGUCUUCGAUAUCAUCCAUCUCCACUUUUUCAUCAUCGUCAACGGUAUCAUUCCCUUCAUCACCAUGUUCAUUCUUUACUUACACCUCUUCAUCAUCGUCCUGCAAAAGUUAAAGUCCGAUCGUCGCAUCAUGCCGCAGGUCGGUCCCAGCAAUCAGCGAACCAAUCGACCACGCUCCGAGCUCAAGUCCAUCAAGACCCUCGUCAUCAUCCUCGGGUUCACUUGCAUCGCCUGGAUCCCGAGCAACACGCUCGUGUUCAUCGACCUCUACACGCCGCAGUACGCUCCCGGGCUCGUCCCCCGUACCAUCCUCAGCUGGUUGACCUACCUCAACAGCGCCGUCAACCCGUUCAUCUACUCCCUCCGUAGCGAGACGUUCCGCGUCGCCGCCAGGAAAGCUUUCUCGAUCUCGACCGAGACGUCGUUGGUCUGGUGGAUGAACAGCGUGAGAGGAAACUCUUCUCGUGUUCAUCCGCAGCAGAACACAGUUCAGAGCAGAGAAACUGAAGACGGCAUCCGUGACGGUUCAGCUAGCGUCGAUGACACCAGUGGAUUCCCGUCUUCAAUGGCAGUCGAGUUACCUGAUAAUAGUGAGCGUUUAGAUAUCCUCGCUUAAAGGUACAUCUCUCUCUUUCUCUCCUUCUCUCUCUCUCUCUCUCCCUCUUUCUUUCUCUCUUUCUUUCUCUUUUGUUAAAGUUCAUCUGAAGACUGUGAAAAGAAUAUUCUCAUCAAUAUCGUGUGUUUGUGUCUUUACCCCUCGCUAAAACGUUUGCAGUUAACAACUAAAAUUUUCAUGUAUGCCCUUACCAAGUUUCGCAAUUGUUGAAGGUUGUAAAAAUUUGAUAUGGCCCGAUUAAUGUUCAUUGAGCUUAUAUCUAAAUGUUUGUCCAAAGGUCCUAAAAACAUAAAAUUGUCAAGGGGUGUGCACAAUUUAGUUUAUAAGUGUAUAUGGUCGACUCCUUGUACGGUGUCCCUUGGAAUAAUACGGUGCUUUCGGUUUUCACUAUAUUGGUCAUAAUUAUAACAAGGUAUUUUUCAGUAAUGGGUGAAAUAUGUAUGGAUAUUUCAGCUAAUCAAAUGACAUGUUCUGUGCCGUUUUAUACACUAUAUUUAUAUUUACAUUGGAAUACAAAAUAUAAUGUAAUUCGAUUUUGUUAUAUUGCACUAUAUUUCACGCUUUAUACCAUUUCAU
Molecule: messenger RNA, 1893 nt
Organism: Strongylocentrotus purpuratus (purple sea urchin)
Lineage: Eukaryota; Metazoa; Echinodermata; Echinoidea; Camarodonta; Strongylocentrotidae
Product: adenosine receptor A1-like
Exons: 1
Coding region: 103-1317 (404 amino acids)
Biological process (GO): G protein-coupled receptor signaling pathway
Cellular component (GO): membrane
Molecular function (GO): trace-amine receptor activity
Source: RefSeq, a predicted model, not a curated record